AUGCUGGAAAUCCUACGCCCAUUUAUGCAACGCGACGACGAUGAAAUUAUCGAGCUAGCUAAGGAGUCUCUCUCCAAGACUAUCUCCCCUGAAUUGGCUGUCUGCUUUGAGAUGGGGAUCUACCUCAUCCUCGUCGGGACCGUGGGGCAGUUGCAGGAGAAGUGUACUGUACCUACUAACGCAGACGACAACCACGUCGUGGUCAAGCUCGGCAAGUUUCCCCGGGCGGAACGUCUGGCUGUUAUAUACAUGCCCUCUGAACUUGCUUUCAAGGCCGAGAAGGCAGUGAAGGACUUCUUCCACGAGCUCCACGACGCCAAGCCGUUCAUGUACGAGGGGCAGACGGAGGUGUUUUCUCUUCCGUGUGAAAAGCUCCUGGGUAUAGUGGGGCACUUUACCGACAUUGCAAAGGAGGUGGAGAGCGUGAACGUGAAACAUAGUCUAUCUCACAUCAUCGAGACUCUCAAGCUGAACCUUGAGCAUACCACCGGAAUACAAGACAAGGUGGCUUUGAAAGAAGAGACGAUCGUGUUGAAGGAUGAGAAGGUGAUCUUAAAGGAAGAGAAUGCGCGUCUAUCACAACGUCUGAAUCUGAUUUCUGAACGUCGUGACGAAGAUCAAUACAAGCAUGCUGAGGAUUUGAGAGAGAUCAGAACUUAG
Sphaeroforma arctica JP610 is the source of this 660-nucleotide messenger RNA. RefSeq lists its product as hypothetical. The transcript is spliced from 2 exons. The coding region runs from base 1 to 660 and encodes 219 amino acids. The record is from RefSeq and is a predicted model, not a curated record. NCBI's taxonomy places the organism in Eukaryota, Ichthyosporea, Ichthyophonida.